AGUGCAAUCAGUCCCUUAAAUUAUGGAGAACAAUUGAAUUAUUUCACCCAUCCCUCUACCCUUCCCUUCCAGUGCCUGCCAUUCCUUGCCUACCCUAGUUUCCAAUCCCUAUAGGUAUCUAGAACAGAACUACUACCACAUAGCUACCGUGGUUUCACCCACUAGCGAAUAAGUGUUCUCUCUCUCUCCAAUUCCUAAAUCUCCACGCAUUCAUUCCAAUCCUCAGGUAUCCAAAUUUCAUUCAUCCUCCGCAGCUCCAUCCGGCAAUGCCACUAAAUCCUCCACGAGAGGCCAUUCCACGGGGACGUACGAGUACAACAAGAAUCUCAAUCACGCGAUCGACCAACAAAACAACAAAAAAGAAAGAAGGUAGGCCGAGAGAGCAGGAGGCUAGUAAAACAAGGGUUGCGGACAAGAGAGUAUUAAGGAGCGAAUUAUCCAGGAAAACGAAAAGGAGAGUUAAAGGCAGUACUAGCAAACACACACGCGCGGGCCAAAACCAGACAGAAACAGAGUUCGAUCGAUUGAUCUCUCGUCAUGUUCCAAAGCAAAGACUAUUCGAAGAUAACUCGAAGAUAAAUAUUCGCGCCAGAACCCGAUCCAAGACCACACCAGACCAGAAAUGCAGGGAUAUAACAUAAUGGGGUCCAAAAAGUGGAGACUAAAUGGGUUAAGUGGAGCAAAGU
Molecule: messenger RNA, 686 nt
Organism: Lindgomyces ingoldianus
Lineage: Eukaryota; Fungi; Ascomycota; Dothideomycetes; Pleosporales; Lindgomycetaceae
Exons: 1
Coding region: 267-641 (124 amino acids)
Source: RefSeq, a predicted model, not a curated record